Messenger RNA from Puntigrus tetrazona (Sumatra barb), 2754 nucleotides. It is a transcript of the gene sgpp2, whose product is annotated as sphingosine-1-phosphate phosphatase 2. The transcript is spliced from 5 exons. Gene Ontology annotation, molecular function: sphingosine-1-phosphate phosphatase activity. The coding region runs from base 421 to 1653 and encodes 410 amino acids. NCBI's taxonomy places the organism in Eukaryota, Metazoa, Chordata, Actinopteri, Cypriniformes, Cyprinidae. Gene Ontology annotation, biological process: phospholipid dephosphorylation; sphingosine metabolic process. The record is from RefSeq and is a predicted model, not a curated record. Gene Ontology annotation, cellular component: endoplasmic reticulum membrane.
GUUAUUUUUGUUCUAAUUAAAUAUUAGUGCUGAUGCUUCAAUAAUUUAUUUUAUUGUCAAGGAUAUGAUCUGUUUUUGUGUGCUGCUAUAAAUAAGAUCAAAGCGCCUUAGCUUGAUCACUUUAUUAUUUCUGAAAAACGCUUUCAGAUACGUCACCAAAAGACUAGAAUGACACUAUAUUAAUUUCUUUUAAAGUCACAGUGUCAAAGGUAGGCUACUGCAUGGCAGGAACGACCCACCUGUGCAGGUACGACAGGCAGGUAAUUUUCCGUAAACAUGUCAGCCAAUCAAAACCGCGAGGAGCGCCUACGUCAGCACACUUUCACGCUCUGUCACCUGCAGCUGUAAAACACCUGUGCACGCGGGCUGGGUGCGGAAGCGCGUGCGUGCGUGCACCGAGAACUCAAACUCCGCGCGGCCAUGCGGGGGUUCAUCUCGUACCUGAACAGCCCCGAGCUGGUGGCCGGUUUCCAGCGGUGCUGCGGCCUGGUUCCGAGAGAGACGCGCGCGCAGGUCAGCCAGAACGGACUCGUUCAGGACGGUCCGGUCACGAGCCACCGGCGCCGAGCGGAGCGGGUGGCGAACGGGACGUCGCGCGCGCACGACCGUAACUCCAACUAUAAGCCCGGCAGCUCACCGCGUGAAGCCCAAGGCGAAGGGCGUCCCAAAUCUCGUUAUGAGGUGAGGAACUGGCUCUUCUACUUCCUGUUUGUGACUUCGGCUACUCUGGGCCAUGAGGUCUUUUACAUCACCUUUCUGCCCUGCAUCCACUGGAACCUCGACCCGUUUCUGUGCAGACGGCUCGUCAACGUGUGGGCUGUGGUGAUGUAUAUCGGGCAAGCGAUGAAGGAUGUUUUGAAGCUGCCCCGUCCUCCGUCUCCUCCUGUGGUCAAACUGGAGACUCGCGUGGACGCGGAGUACGGGAUGCCUUCCACGCACGCCAUGGCGGCCACGGCCAUCUCAUUUACUCUACUUCUGAGCGCUCAGGAAAGAGUGAAGUUCCCGUUUGAACUGGGACUGAUUGUGGCCGUGGUUCUCUCUGCGCUGGUGUGUCUGAGUCGUCUUUAUACCGGCAUGCACUCUGCUCUGGAUGUGAUCUGUGGCGUUGUUAUUUCAGUCGUCGUCAUGGCUGCGUCGUACCCGUACUGGGGAACCAUUGACUACCUUCAGCUGCACAGCCCUCUCUCCCCCGUAGUGGGGCUGGUUCUGCCCCUCUUCCUGUCCUAUAAGUACCCCGAGCUGGACCAUUACAGCACCACACGGGGGGACACCACCAUCAUUUUAGCAUGCUGUUCGGGAUGUUCAGUCGGAUACUGGGUGAAUGAGCGAUUGGGCUUGACCUUUGACCUCGCCGGGCCUUUUCCAGCGACCCUUCCCCCGCUGACCCUCGCAGCCUUGGGUCUCGGUGCGGCGCGGUUCCUGGUCGGGGUAGGGAUGCUGGUUUUGACCCGGCAGACGGUGCGCUGGGUGAGUCUGAGGGUGCUCUGUCGAAUCUACGGAGCGUCUGUGAGCGACGUCGACGCACGCAGGAGGAAAGAGAUCGAGGUGCCGUAUAAGUUCAGCACGUACGUUGCCAUCGGACUGGUCAACAGUAUCUUGGCGAACAGGGUGUUCGUGAUGAUGGGACUCUGGGAUUUGGGAAAUUCGGUGUAAUUUCUCGGUGUUUACAGGCAAGAAUUAAAUAUCAACACACUGAACAGUUAAACUGAAAUCUACUCACGAGUGACGUCCACUCUCUCGGUAUGUUCAGAUUCGCACACUCUUGCAAACUAUUCUAACUCAAACUUUCCAACCGAGGGUCGAAAGAGUUGUCAGAAGUUCAAUGGCACUGAAGUCGUUUGACUGGACAAGUUUUUCUUCUGACAGAUGUAUUUACGCUUGUCCAUUUGUGGAGAUCAUCACAAAAAGCGUAAGAAUACUAUACUUUUAUCGGCCCCAGAGCUUAUUUUCUCCAGUGAUCCAAAAGCCAAUGGAAAAAUCAUAUUGUGUUUUUAUCAGCUUACCAGGGCGAUGCUAACUUCCUGUUUUGGUCUACUAAAGUUACGUAACCUCUGCCCUAAACACAGCUGGUCAAGUCAGUGCUUUAACAUUUCACCUUCAAUCUCUUUUAACAGCGUCUACAGCAAACUGUGGAUUUCUUUCUGUCAUGACCUACAUCUAAUUACAAAGUGCAAAUACAGACGUCAUUGCAAAUGCAUUUUUCUCAGGGUAAACGGUUGAUAAUAUCGUUUUCUGUGGUAACUACUAACUUGAAUAUUUCUUUUGAUAUUUUCUUAAAGACAGCGUCGCCUUAAAUGUCUAAUCUUGCACUAUAAGCCACAGAUUAUGCUCAGGUGUGUUCUUCUGCGGUUGAGUGGUUUUCGGCUGCGAGACUUCAAUUGUUUUUAAUGGAAAUCCAUGUAAUCUGGAAGAUUUUGUGACUUGAUUCAAGAUGUUUGCCCAAAUUUAUUUAUAUGGUAUGAAUUUGCCGCUGUUGGCCGACAGAAAGCUUGCUUAAUUUGAAAAUGAUUUCUGCAAUAGGCUUUUUUGCAGCAAAAUGUUGCAAAAGUGAGCACAUUGAGUGGAUGAAAUGACAAACCGAUGUUAGCAUUUUUUUCUUUACUAUGAAUUUACAUAUGAAUUUAAUAUUUCUUACAAAGCAAUAUAUAACAUAUUUUGUAUAGUGAGUGGUGUGACACUCAGGAUGUGUGUGUUUACGAGCUUUUACAGAUGUGGUAAAAGAAAUGAAUGAACACAGUAAAACCGUCUCCCCUC